Megalopta genalis is the source of this 1384-nucleotide messenger RNA. RefSeq names its product TIP41-like protein. Lineage: Eukaryota; Metazoa; Arthropoda; Insecta; Hymenoptera; Halictidae. Gene Ontology annotation, cellular component: cytosol. Gene Ontology annotation, biological process: TOR signaling. The record is from RefSeq and is a predicted model, not a curated record.
UUACCCGCAGCACUGUGUAGGUAAUGCAGGCUUGCGGUGAAACGGUAAUUGUUAGAUUCGAAUAAAAGUUAAGAUCGAAAAGAUAAAAAGUUCAAGCAGGAAACAGUAUGGCCGCUAGGUAAUAAAAAGAAAAUUCGGAAGAUCCGCUGGAAAUUAAUUUGAUGAUCGUGGUGAACGGAUAUCCAUCGUCAUGACAGCGAUUAAAGUUCACGGAGGAAUCGAUAUCCUAAGACUUCCUGUUAAUCAAGAAGAACACAUCUUCCCUCCUUGGCAUAUCAAAUACACGAAGUCGCAUAUAUUGCAUUCUAAGUGCUCCAAAAACGAAGACGGCUGCAACGACAAAGACAGUCCCUGCCAAUUUUGCGUUUUUAGCCGUACCUUGGAACUACCGCAUAUGCCUGAUAUGGUAUUUCCAAACAAUAUAUUGACUUUAAAACAUCAGGAUGGAGCAUACUUACAAUUCAAUGCGCUGGAUGCAUUGAAAACUGUCUCCAAUGGAAAAAUUCAUGUUCAACUUGCUUGCGCGGAAGUGUGGAAGGAAUCUAGAUCCGAAAACAGUGAAUAUUUAGAAGAAAAAAUAAAACCGUUCGAUUGGACUUUUACUACCUCCUACACCGGCACAAUGAAUAAUUUUAAAUUCGAAGAAACUCACGAACGAAUCGAUAUGGAUAAAUUGAAGAGAAGGGAUAAAAUUUUAUUUUAUCACGACUUAACGCUAUUCGAGGAUGAACUGCAUGAUAAUGGAAUAGCUGUUUGUUCUGUAAAAAUUCGGGUCAUGCCUAGCAGCUUUUUCAUUUUGUUAAGAUAUUUCUUAAGAAUCGAUAACGUAAUGAUAAGAGUAAACGAUACUCGCAUUUAUCACGAGUUCGGUCAGGACUAUUUGUUACGCGAAUACACAACAAGAGAAGCUAAGGUGUCGGAAUUGCGAGUACCCCCGCACUUGUUCUGCGAACCUAGCGAAAUAGCGCCACAUUUGCCGUUAACUAGCUGCCAUUAUCAUAAACUAAUAAUACUAUCGAAUAAAGCUCCGUCUGGUGCAAGUAACGAGCUAGCUAACGAAGCGGUAGCAGAUGAUAUUACUGUUAAUACUACUGUAAACGAAACAGAUAAUUCUGUUACCUAAAGAUCAUAUACGUAUUUAUAUCAUAAUUUAUGAUAAUUAGCGAGCAUACUCUAUAAAAUAAGCAUCUGCAUAAUUUCAUGCAACAGAAAGAGUUUCAAAAUUGUUUGAUAACCCACCAGAAUCGCGCGCGAUUCGUUUAAUUUUGUUACGCAACCGACAGUGGAGAAUUCUUGAUCUUUAUCUUACAUGUGACGUUAAACAUACGAAUAAAAAAUAUACUAAAUGCUUAACUGUUUAUUUCUAAAUAAAAACUUUUCGAUA